AUGUCCACGACACCAUACGAUGAAGACGUAUUUGGCCCCCUCGACUUUCCAGCAGACGAGCAAAUCACAAUCGAUAACAUUAAACCAGCACAACUAUCAACUCUGAAGCACCGUCCUGAUCCAUCAUCCCUAGGCCUUCUGGACCGGCUACCUCCCGAGAUUUUAUAUCAAGUCUUGCGUCUAUUAGAUCUUUGGGCUCUAUUUUGUCUUUCGCGUACUUCUCGACAAGGCAGAGUUAUAGAGUCACUACUACCACCAUACCGUGAUCUUAUAAAAUAUAUACCAGAUAUCCUGAUGGUCCUUAGAAAAUCUAAUCUACUUCGCUAUUAUUCGGCAGAUAGACUAUACGCUGUCUUGCGGUCUAAAGCUUGCGUCUCGUGUGGAGAGUUUGGUACCUUUUUAUUCCUCCCAACCGGAGAGCGAUGCUGUCAUAUUUGUGUGGCCGAGAACCAAUCCUUCUGGGUAGUCCCUCUUUCAACAGCUCAGGGAAUCUACGGACUCACGAUGCGUGAUCUUAACAAGCUUCCUAUGAUGAAAGGUAUUCCCGGUACCUACAAACACCAGGAGGUCAAAGAAUACCAACGGCCGAUGCUCGUCCCUGUCAAAGGCGCGGCACGACUUGCCGAGAAUAAUGGCACGAUGCCUGACUUACAUCCUGUAUUUGUUAUGUGUGGCGGGGUCUAUCACGGCCCAGAUAAUGAGUUGGAUGAACACGGCCAGAAGGAAUCCAUUGAAGGUAGGCCGGUUACGUUGGAAGAGUGGCCCAGCGACAUCUAUGGGAUUCUGAGCGAACAAGGGCCCAUGAUAAACAGGCCCGUAUGGAACGAGUCUAGUCGGCCGGCUAAUGGCUUCUCACAAUGGCUGCCCUCGCCGCCCUUGCUACCUGAGGAGGACGGCUUUGACCUGAAUGGAGAGCCCAUACCAGAUUGGGAAGGCGAAAUACGGAAUGAAUUCUGCGGUAUGGCAUCAAUACGCUUUCCAUAUUUACUCCCAGACGAUACCCUUGAGUUUGGCCUAAUGUGUAAGCGAUGCAAGGCGUUGAAUCCAUAUCUCAUGUUAAAGAGUGAGCUUCCAGCACACGCUAUAGAGUGUCACCAUUGGAUGCAAAGGCUUUCUACCCAAGAUUGA
Trichophyton verrucosum HKI 0517 is the source of this 1128-nucleotide messenger RNA. RefSeq lists its product as uncharacterized. Bases 1 to 1128 code for a protein of 375 amino acids. The record is from RefSeq and is a predicted model, not a curated record. The transcript has a single exon. Lineage: Eukaryota; Fungi; Ascomycota; Eurotiomycetes; Onygenales; Arthrodermataceae. Gene Ontology annotation, molecular function: protein binding.